AUGGGCGAUAAUUAUGAAGAUUUGGGACCAGUACGUGAUAUACCGCCACCACCACCACCACUAAUAGGACCACCAGUUCCGUCUCCUGGCGUGCCAGCUCCACCUCCAGGAGCACCGAUUGUGCCACCCAAUGUACUGUUGCCGCCUCCAGGAAUCGAACGUACAGUGUUAAAGUCGGCGCAAAUGGGAGGUAGAUUUCAAAUUUUUACAAACUUUCCAAAGAUGCAAUUUUCAGCUUUUUACUCCGCACACAUCUUUUCGAAUUCAAGAAAAAAAGAAAGAAAGAAUAAAAAAGGAAUUGCUCGCGAGCAGCGCUAG
Gongylonema pulchrum is the source of this 318-nucleotide messenger RNA. NCBI's taxonomy places the organism in Eukaryota, Metazoa, Nematoda, Chromadorea, Rhabditida, Gongylonematidae. The record is from the annotation of a GenBank genome assembly.